This is a messenger RNA of Aspergillus thermomutatus, 897 nucleotides long. RefSeq names its product RTA1 domain-containing protein. Bases 1 to 897 code for a protein of 298 amino acids. The record is from RefSeq and is a predicted model, not a curated record. Gene Ontology annotation, cellular component: membrane. Lineage: Eukaryota; Fungi; Ascomycota; Eurotiomycetes; Eurotiales; Aspergillaceae. The transcript has 2 exons.
AUGGACUUUACAUUCCACAACGGAACAAAUGGCUCGUCGCCCUGGGUCGAAUUCUACCCCUACGCCCCAUCCGCCACAGCAGGAUACGCCUUUAUGGCCAUCUUCGGAAUCGCAACCGUCGUGCACAUCAUCCUCAUGUUCCCUUAUCACGCAGCCUACUUCAUUCCCCUCGUUCUAGGGGGCAUAUGCGAAACCUUCGGCUACUACGGCCGAGCAUGGUCCCACCAAGACAGAACAGCAAUCGGCUCCUGGGCCCUCCAGGAGAUGCUCAUCCUCUGCGCGCCCCCCUUCAUCGCCGCAACCAUCUACAUGGUCCUCGGCCGCAUCAUCCGCGCCUUCGACGCCGAGCACCACUCCAGCAUCCGCACCAAAUGGCUGACGACCAUCUUCGUCCUCAACGAUGUCGUCUGCUUCCUGACGCAGAUCGGGGGCGCGGGGGUGCAAGUUACCGGCGACGCGCAUGUCAUGGCUACCGGCAAGAAGGUCGUCCUGGUGGGAUUGGUCCUCGCGCUGGUGGUGUUUGGGUUGUUCGUCUGGGUGGCGGCGAGGUUUCAUCGGAGGCUUGAUGCGGAGCGGGCUGUGGUGAGGGAGUGUCCCCGGCUGGGGUGGAAGAGGUACAUGUGGGCGAUUUAUAUCUCGUGCGGGAUGUUGAUGGUCAGGAACUUGGUGAGGACGAUCCAGUUUGGGUCGGCGAAGGGGUCUCCCUUGAAUACGGAGGAGGCGUAUAUCUAUGUCUUUGAUGCGGCGUUGAUGGCCUGUUCGAUGGGGGUGUUGAUUGUCUGGCAUCCGGGGAGAUUGGUGUUGAGCGCUCAGAGGGCGACUAAAGCGAGUCAGAUGUGUGCGCAGAUGGAGAAUAAUUCGGCUGAUAUCCCAUUGACGGGAUAUAGAGAGGUAUAG